Selaginella moellendorffii is the source of this 1798-nucleotide messenger RNA. RefSeq names its product calcium-dependent protein kinase 2. Gene Ontology annotation, molecular function: ATP binding; calcium/calmodulin-dependent protein kinase activity; calcium ion binding. Gene Ontology annotation, cellular component: nucleus; cytoplasm. Gene Ontology annotation, biological process: peptidyl-serine phosphorylation; protein autophosphorylation; intracellular signal transduction. Bases 1 to 1728 code for a protein of 575 amino acids. The record is from RefSeq and is a predicted model, not a curated record. The transcript is spliced from 11 exons. Lineage: Eukaryota; Viridiplantae; Streptophyta; Lycopodiopsida; Selaginellales; Selaginellaceae.
AUGCAAACAAGCCAUCCACGUGUUUUAGCCCUAGAAAAUGUCCUAGGGCUAGGAAGUACCAACGACCGGCGGCUUCUUUCCUCCAUUGCGAUGGAAUCGGCAAUAGCGCAACCGCCGCAAUGCGCCGCCGCCGCCGCCGCCUCGCAAUCGCCAGCAGCCGCAAAGAAGUGCCCAAGAGCAACAGCAAAACACCAAGGCACUCCCGGCAUCGCCAACAUCGUGAUCCCAUCCUCGCAGCCCAAGACGGAUGGAUCCAACGUCCUAGGCCUGCCGCUCAAGGACGUCCGAUCGGCCUACGCGCUGGGCAAGGAGCUCGGGCGCGGCCAAUUCGGCAUCACGUACGCCUGCACGGACAAGAUCACGGGCGAGAAGCUGGCCUGCAAGACGAUCUCCAAGCGCAGCCUGCGCAAUCGCACCGACAUGGAGGACGUCCAGCGCGAGAUGCAGAUCAUGCAGCGCCUGGCCGGGCAACACGCCAACAUCGUGGAGCUCAAGGCCGUGUACGAGGACAAGCAGAGCGUCCAUCUGGUGAUGGAGCUGUGCGCCGGGGGCGAGCUCUUCGAUCGCAUCGUGUCGCGGGGGCACUACACGGAGAAGGCGGCGGCGGCGGUGUUUAGGACGAUCGUCAGGAUCGUCCAGCAUUGUCACGCCACCGGAGUGAUCCACCGCGAUUUGAAGCCCGAGAAUUUCUUGCUGGCCAGCCCCGCCGAGGACGCGCCGCUCAAGGCCACGGACUUUGGAUUGUCAGUGUUCUACAAGACGGGACAAAUAUUUACCGAAACAGUGGGCAGUGCUUACUACGUAGCCCCAGAGGUUUUGAAGAAACGAUACGGUCCAGAGGCGGACAUAUGGAGUGCCGGGGUCAUACUUUACAUUCUUCUUUGCGGCUUGCCACCUUUCUGGGCAGAGACGGAGAAAGGGAUCUUCGACUCGGUGUUACGCGGGGAGUUGGAUUUCAGCGAUGAUCCAUGGCCGAAGAUCUCCUCCUCGGCCAAGGAGCUCAUCCGCCGGAUGCUCAACCAGAACCCGAGCGAGAGGCUGGCGAUCCCGGAGAUCCUUGAUCAUCCCUGGGUAAGGCCGGAUGGUGAGGCGUCGGAUCAACCCCUGGAUCAGUCUGUUCUUGCGAGAAUGAAAGGCUUCACGGCCAUGAACAAGAUGAAGAAGAUAGCUCUCAAGAUCAUUGCCGAGAGCCUGUCCGAGAAAGAAAUCAAGGGUCUCAAAGAACUCUUCAAGAAAAUGGACGUGGACAAGAGCGGCACCAUCACCUUCGAAGAACUCAAGUCGGGCUUGGCGAAGCAAGGCUACGAUAUGGCCGAGUCGGAGGUCCGAGCGAUCAUGGAGAGUGCCGAUGUCGAUGGAAACGGGACGAUCGAUUAUCUCGAGUUUAUCUCGGCGACAAUGCACAUGAACAAGAUGGAUCGGGAAAAUAACUUGCUCGCGGCCUUCAAGCAAUUCGACACGGACAAUAGCGGCUUUAUCAGUGUUGAGGAGCUCGAGCAAGCUCUGUACAGGUAUGGAAUGGUGGACGAGGGGAUGAUCAAGGAUAUAAUCAAGGAAGUGGACGUGAACAAGGACGGGAGGAUAGAUUACAACGAGUUUGCUACGAUGAUGCUGCGAGCGGGAUCGAGUGCUGAAGAGGGCGAACGCCACCGCCACCGCCACCGCCACCACCACCACUCAGACAUAGUCUCUUCGUCAUUGUUGUGGAGAAGAAAAAAACUGGGAUGAUUAGGAAAACUAAUGCUUUGCUAGUGUUGUUUGUAAAACAUUUUAUUGUAUUAAUAAUAAAAUUUCUGCC